GACCGACCCGGGGCUGUCCACCCGACGACUGCCCCAGACUCCGGCAACGGGGCCCCCGAUGGCAGUGGGCACCUCCCCGUGAAACCUGCCAAGCUGGACGCCACAGCUCCGAACGACGACACUUUGGCCAACUCUGUGCCCCCUUUGGAGGCGUGCAACCAUGCAGUCCUAGCCUGCAGCCCGGGCAUCCCUGAGGAGCACUAUGUAAGCGAGGCUGUGGAAGAUGCUCCCAGCUGCAAAGGGUACCGGGAUGCCUGCACCAUCACCGACGUGUGCAACAGCACCGAUCUUCCGGAAGUCGAGAUCAUUAGCCUGCUGGAGGAGCAGCUGCCCCAUUAUAAGUUAAGAGCCGACACCAUCUACGGUUAUGACCACGACGACUGGCUCCAUACACCCCUCAUUUCUCCAGAUGCCAACAUUGACCUUACAACCGAGCAAAUUGAAGAGACGCUGAAGUACUUCCUUUUAUGUGCUGAAAGAGUUGGCCAGAUGACUAAGACAUAUAAUGACAUAGAUGCUGUCACUCGGCUUCUUGAGGAGAAAGAGCGGGAUUUAGAACUGGCUGCUCGGAUUGGCCAGUCGUUGUUGAAGAAGAACAAGACCCUAACUGAGAGGAACGAGCUGCUGGAGGAGCAAGUGGAACACAUCAGGGAGGAGGUAUCUCAGCUCCGGCACGAGCUGUCCAUGAAGGAUGAGCUGCUCCAGUUCUAUACCAGCGCCGCAGAGGAGAGCGAGCCUGAGUCCGUGUGCUCCACCCCACUGAAGAGGAAUGAGUCAUCGUCCUCAGUGCAGAAUUACUUUCAUCUGGAUUCUCUUCAGAAGAAGCUCAAGGACCUUGAAGAGGAGAACGUGGUACUCCGGUCGGAGGCCUGCCAGCUGAAGACGGAGACCAUUACCUACGAAGAGAAGGAACAGCAGCUGGUCAACGACUGCGUGAAGGAGCUGAGGGAUGCCAAUGUGCAGAUUGCCAGUAUCUCAGAGGAGCUGGCUAAGAAGACCGAAGAUGCUGCCCGCCAGCAAGAGGAGAUCACACACCUGCUGUCGCAGAUAGUUGACUUGCAGAAGAAGGCAAAAGCUUGCGCGGUGGAAAAUGAAGAGCUGGUCCAGCACCUGGGGGCUGCUAAGGAUGCCCAGCGGCAGCUCACGGCCGAGCUGCGUGAGCUGGAGGACAAGUAUGCAGAGUGCAUGGAGAUGCUUCACGAGGCGCAGGAGGAGCUCAAGAACCUCCGCAACAAGACCAUGCCCAAUACCACAUCCCGGCGCUACCACUCGCUGGGCCUGUUCCCCAUGGACUCCUUGGCAGCAGAGAUUGAGGGAACGAUGCGCAAAGAACUGCAGCUGGAAGAGCCUGAGUCUCCAGAUAUCACUCACCAAAAGCGAGUCUUUGAGACUGUGAGAAACAUCAACCAAGUCGUCAAGCAGAGGUCUCUGACCCCGUCCCCCAUGAACAUCCCUGGCUCCAACCAGUCCUCAGCCAUGAACUCCCUCCUGUCCAGCUGCGUCAGCACCCCCCGGUCCAGCUUCUAUGGCAGUGACGUUGGCAACAUCGUCCUGGACAACAAAACCAACAGCAUCAUCCUGGAAGCAGAGGCAGCUGACCUGGGGAGCGACGAGCGGAGCAAGAAGCCGGGCACGCCGGGCACCCCGGGCUCCCAUGACCUGGAGACGGCCCUGCGGCGGCUGUCCCUCCGCCGGGAGAACUACCUCUCGGAGCGCAGGUUCUUCGAGGAGGAGCAGGAGCGGAAGCUCAGGGAGCUGGCGGAGAAGGGCGAGCUGCUCAGCGGCUCGCUCACACCCACGGAGAGCAUCAUGUCCCUCGGCACCCACUCGCGCUUCUCUGAGUUCACCGGCUUCUCGGGCAUGUCCUUCAGCAGCCGCUCCUACCUGCCUGAGAAACUCCAGAUCGUGAAGCCUCUGGAAGGCUCCGCCACCCUUCACCACUGGCAGCAGCUGGCUCAGCCCCACCUCGGGGGCAUCCUGGACCCCCGGCCCGGUGUGGUCACCAAAGGCUUCCGGACCCUGGACGUUGACCUGGACGAAGUGUACUGCCUUAACGACUUUGAAGAAGACGACACAGGUGACCACAUUUCCCUCCCGGGCCUAGCUACCUCCACGCCAGUUCAGCACCCAGAGACCUCAGGUGAGGGGUCCCGAGCACGCGUGACUGUCUCAGGCAGCAGAAGUUACCCACGCCGGCCUCAGGCUUUCCCCGAGGAGAUGCAAGAGCCGCCAGCGGCCGAAAAGGAGGAGGAGGAGGAGGAGGAGGGGUCUGCACACCACCCUGGGAAGUGCAUGUCACAGACCAACUCCACCUUCACCUUCACCACAUGCCGCAUCCUGCAUCCUUCAGAUGAGCUCACGCGGGUCACGCCAAGCCUUAACUCGGCUCCAACUCCAGCUUGUGGCAGCGCCAGCCACUUGAAGUCCACGCCGGUGGCCACCCCGUGCACUCCGCGCAGACUGAGCCUGGCCGAGUCCUUCACCAACAUCCGGGAGUCCACGACCACCAUGAGCACGUCUCUGGGGCUGGUGUGGCUGCUGAAGGAGCGGGGCAUCUCUGCGGCCGUGUACGAUCCUCAGAGCUGGGACAGGGCCGCCCGGGGCUCCCUCCUGCACUCCUACACUCCGAGGAUGGCCGUGAUCCCCUCCACCCCCCCCAACUCACCUAUGCAGACACCCACGUCCUCCCCGCCCUCCUUUGAGUUCAAGUGCACGAGCCCUCCCUAUGACAACUUCCUGGCCUCCAAGCCGGCCAGCUCCAUCCUGAGGGAGGUGAGGGAGAAGAAGAAUGUCCGGAGCAGUGAGAGCCAGACAGACGUGUCUGUCUCCAACCUCAACCUCGUGGACAAAGUCAGGAGGUUUGGCGUGGCCAAAGUGGUGAACUCAGGGCGAGCCCACGUCCCCACCUUGACUGAGGAUCAGGGACCACUCCUCUGCGGGCCCCCGGGCCCGGCCCAGGCCCUCGUCCCCGGAGGCCUGGUCCCUGAGAGCCUGCCUCUCGGAUGCCCCACUGUCACCAGCGCCAUCGGCGGGCUGCAGCUCAACAGUGGCAUCCGGAGGAACCGCAGCUUCCCCACCAUGGUGGGGUCCAGCAUGCAGAUGAAGGCCCCCGUGACUCUCACCUCGGGCAUCUUGAUGGGUGCUAAGCUCCCCAAACAAACUAGCUUACGGUGAGGAUGGGAGGGGGGCCGUUCCCCUGGAGGAGACCCGUCUUACUCCUGCCCCCCCCUUCCCCCUGCACUGCGCGCUCUCCCUCUUUCCUCCUCUGUCCCUCCCCUCUUGAGCUAGACAAAUCAACCUCGUGCCUAAUGGGGGAAGAGCGGAGACUUUGUAAGUGUGUACAUAGGACUCGGAGACCUCGUGUCCACCUGCCCUCUCCCGAUCCCACGGGAGGCGCCCCAGCACGGUCACCACUGUCACCAGGACUUCGCCUGUGCUAGCCUGGGGGCAGGGGCAGCCGGGGAGGUCCUUUUCUCCUUCUUUCCUUUGAGAAGCACUGAAACUCCCAAGUGCGUUCUUAUCCCAUGGAUAGGAAACCAGUGAAUUUGUGGCUGGCUCCCAGUGCUGUGCAUCGUGAGCUGGCACGCGGCCCGGGGCACAGCGCCUCUGCCAGCCGGCGUCGCUGGGCACUUCACCUCGCCCGCCGGUCAGAGCACCGGGGGCCCCCCUCCGCGGCCACACGCAGCUGAUGUAGCUUUCAGGAGGCCAGGGCCGCUCUUCCUUCUGGGUGGCCCAGCUUCCUCAAGACCUUCCACCACUCUUGCUUCAAUGGAGAGUCGCUGCUUUUUUGAGGUGUGACUUUUUUCUUUCCAUGCCUUCGACCCAAAUCAUCCUUCGAUGUUCUGUCGUCAGGCCAAACGUCUGACCUGAAAGAAUGUAUUCACGCUCCCGCUGCGCCGUGCAGCCAUCCCCGUCUGUUGCGUGUGAGGUCCUCUUUUUUUCCUUUUUUUUUUUUUUUUUUUUAUACGCAGGGAAGUAAUGGUACUAGACGGAAAGUCACAGUCUGUGUUCUCUCUGUGAUUCCAGGACACUGAAAUGAGUUUCAAACAUGCCCAGUCACUAAUGAGAUUGCAGCAGAGUUUUGGGGCCUGGGGUCACAACCGAAUUAAAACCAGACCCCAGACAGUUUUAGCAAUAGGAUUAAAAGGAAAGGGGCUGGGGGCGAAGGGUGUGGGUGGGAUUUGUCAAUGGUAGAAGGAAAAAGAACCACCACCAAAUGUAAUAGCCACCUGGUUCACGGGAGCAACAAGGCUUUGGCAUUCUGCUGGUUCCAGUUCUUACUGUGAUGUCUGAGGCUGGCCCCUGUGCUCCCACCCAUGUGGUCUUCAUGCAGACAGUCACUGUCCCCACAUCCAGCCCUCCUGUUUCAGGACAGAGUGGUCUCAACAAGAUCUUUUCUCCAGCCACCCCACCCCCAAGCCUUGGUCUCUGUGUACCACUGUUUAUCCCUAGGAAAAGAUAGAGGUGCUUGUGGGAAGAACCAUAAAAGAACAAGGGAGCCCAGUCCUGUUGCUGUCACUGACCAAGUUUUGGACUUUUAUUUAUUUUGUGUGUGUGUGUGUAUGUGUGUGUGUGCAAGUGCGUGCACGCCAUCUUUUCCACAAACAUCCGCUGUCCUUUCCAGUUCUGGUCACAGUGUGUCUGUGGCAUGCCACUCCAAGCAGGUAACUUAUUUAUUCUAACCUGAGGGCUGCACUGCCCGUCACAGUGUUCCAUGGUCCUUUGUACAGGCAUCUGUGGAAGGGUGACAUCAUAUGCAGAUGAAAUUGCCACGUUGCCAUCCCGUUCCCCUCCCCUGCCCCAACCCCUGUGUCCAGUUGAGUGUAAACACCCCCACUGAAGGGUCUUUGAGAAAGUCUCAAAGGAGCAAGCUUCAGUCCCACAAUUUUAUUUAUUCUCAACACGAGGGUGUUUCAGCUCUCCUCGUGGUUGUAUGUGUGCACUCACUGCAAGGAAAUUCUUUUUAUUUGAAUGUAUUUUAAAGCAGUAGGUAGAGUAACAAAGGAAUAUAAAACCACAAACUGAACGGACCACUUUAUGUAUUCAGAGAGGAGCCACCCAUCACCACAAAGGAAAUACCAGUGUAAAAAUCAGCAAUUCGGAGGUUGCAGUAUUUAGUAUAGUUAAUGAUCAACCUUGUGCAACCACUACCAACAAAGUGUGUUGUAAUGCAUCAAAAAACAAUAAAAUUUUAUUCUCUAAUGGUUAUCAAUAAAAGAAGUUCAAACGAUGGAAACCACA
Molecule: messenger RNA, 5241 nt
Organism: Nyctereutes procyonoides (raccoon dog)
Lineage: Eukaryota; Metazoa; Chordata; Mammalia; Carnivora; Canidae
Gene: TRAK1
Product: trafficking kinesin protein 1
Exons: 16
Coding region: 490-3174 (894 amino acids)
Biological process (GO): anterograde axonal transport of mitochondrion; neurogenesis; endosome to lysosome transport
Cellular component (GO): dendrite
Molecular function (GO): GABA receptor binding
Source: RefSeq, a predicted model, not a curated record